Molecule: messenger RNA, 474 nt
Organism: Mizuhopecten yessoensis (Yesso scallop)
Lineage: Eukaryota; Metazoa; Mollusca; Bivalvia; Pectinida; Pectinidae
Product: RNA polymerase-associated protein LEO1-like
Exons: 2
Coding region: 1-474 (157 amino acids)
Source: RefSeq, a predicted model, not a curated record
AUGGAAAGGGACAUAGAAAGGGGCAUAGAAAGGGACAUGGAAGGGGGCAUAGAAGAGGACAUGGACAUAGAAGGGGACAUGGAAGGGGACAUAGAGGAGGACAUGGAAGGGGACAUGGAAGGUGAGAUAGAAAGGGACAUGGAAGGGGACAGGGAAGGGGACAUAGAAAGGGACAUCGAAGGGGACAUGGAAGGGGACAUCGAAGGGGACAUGGAAGGGGACAUAGAACGGGACAUGGAAGGCGACAUAGAAGAGGACAUGGAAGGGGGCAUAGAAGAGGAGAUGGAAAGGGACAUAGAAAGGGACUUAGAAAGGGACAUAGAAAGGGACAUAGAAAGGGAUAUGGAAGGGGACAUGGAAGGGGACAUAGACGGGGACAUGGAAGGGGACAUGGAAGAGGACAUAGAAGAGGACAAUGGAUUCAACGGUUUCAACCAGCUAAUGCUGAAAGGAGAACGGCAGGCUCAGAUAUGA